This is a messenger RNA of Thunnus maccoyii (southern bluefin tuna), 902 nucleotides long. Its product is annotated as histone H2B 3-like. The record is from RefSeq and is a predicted model, not a curated record. Lineage: Eukaryota; Metazoa; Chordata; Actinopteri; Scombriformes; Scombridae. Gene Ontology annotation, cellular component: nucleosome. The coding region runs from base 16 to 384 and encodes 122 amino acids. The transcript has a single exon. Gene Ontology annotation, molecular function: protein heterodimerization activity; DNA binding; structural constituent of chromatin.
UCCAGCGAACUAAUCAUGCCUGAUCCAGUUAAGGCCCCGAAGAAAGGCUCCAAGAAGGCCGUGUCUAAAGCCACCAAGACCGGCAAGAAGAAGAGAAAGACCAGGAAGGAGAGCUACGCCAUCUACGUGUACAAGGUGCUGAAGCAGGUCCACCCCGACACCGGCAUCUCCUCCAAGGCCAUGGGCAUCAUGAACUCCUUUGUGGGGGACAUAUUUGAGCGCAUCGCCGGUGAGGCUUCCCGCCUUGCUCACUACAACAAGCGCUCCACCAUCACCUCCAGGGAGAUCCAGACCGCCGUCCGCCUGCUGCUGCCCGGUGAGCUGGCCAAACACGCCGUGUCUGAGGGCACCAAGGCUGUCACCAAGUACACCAGCUCCAAGUAAAUCUGCUGUUUGUACCAACAACUCAAAGGUCCUUUUCAGGACCACCCACACCUUCACCUGAGAGCUUGAUUCCUUCGAAAUGUGUCACAAAUUCUCAUACUUUAUAUAUUGAUUGUGUUGUUUCUAUUGAAAGACUUAAAGAUAAUUCAUGUUUAAAUUUAAAGGUUACAGUUCCUUCCCAUAUUGUUAGUUGAACAUUACGAGAACGUGUUGUCUACUAUAAAGGUCAUUGACAGUUAAUUAUUUUAAGCGCUAAAAAGUAUAAAUCUGCAAUUAAAUCACCCACUGACAACAGUAACGAGGGUCAAUGAAAACACAAAGGAGAGACUGACUUUCAUCCUCUACCGGAGUUUAUUGAACUAAAUAUAACUGCACUGUAUAUUUUGGCCAUAAUGUGUCACUGCUGCUACACUAAAGUUUGCACGUAAUACUCCGGAGGUUCUCCUGACAAAUACUCAUAAUAAUCCACGUUGAUAUUUACAGCACAAUGAAUAUACAAUAAAUACAUUGAGACUGAG